Molecule: messenger RNA, 11493 nt
Organism: Globicephala melas (long-finned pilot whale)
Lineage: Eukaryota; Metazoa; Chordata; Mammalia; Artiodactyla; Delphinidae
Gene: CLTC
Product: clathrin heavy chain
Biological process (GO): mitotic cell cycle; intracellular protein transport; receptor-mediated endocytosis
Cellular component (GO): clathrin coat of trans-Golgi network vesicle; clathrin complex; extracellular exosome
Molecular function (GO): clathrin light chain binding; structural molecule activity
Source: RefSeq, a predicted model, not a curated record
AGUAGUCCCUCCGAUUCCUCUAUUUAUCUCCGUGUCGCAGCAGUAAGCGAGGUCCUCAGCGCCCUGCGCCCCACGCUCCGAAUUCCUGCGCUCCGAUGCAUCGCGGCGCUCCGUGGAGGAGUACAUAAGGCGGAGGGGGUGAGGUGACCUGGGCGGAGUUCUGUCGCCAGGAUCCUUCCGCAGGGCUAAACCGUUUCCGGAGUCUGCGCUGCGCCCGGUUCCGCCAUUGCGGCUCUCGCGGACCCUGGAGCCUCCGCCCCCGACCUGAGCUCUUUCGUCUGCCUGCCAGUUUCCUGCGUCCCCGGAGACUCUCCUGCUGAGCCCAGCCUCCCCCCUCCCCCUUCUCCUCCUCUCCCUUGGAGAGCCCGGGCAGCCACUGCCCCACAGCCCCAGUGACAGGAGGAGACCAUACACCCCCGACAGCGCCAUGGCCCAGAUUCUGCCAAUUCGUUUUCAGGAGCAUCUUCAGCUCCAAAACCUGGGUAUAAACCCCGCAAACAUCGGCUUCAGUACCCUGACUAUGGAGUCAGACAAAUUCAUCUGCAUUAGAGAGAAAGUAGGAGAGCAGGCCCAGGUGGUAAUUAUUGAUAUGAAUGACCCAAGUAAUCCAAUUCGAAGACCAAUUUCAGCAGACAGCGCCAUCAUGAAUCCAGCCAGCAAAGUAAUUGCACUAAAAGCUGGGAAAACUCUUCAGAUAUUUAACAUUGAAAUGAAAAGUAAAAUGAAGGCCCAUACCAUGACCGAUGAUGUCACCUUCUGGAAAUGGAUCUCUUUGAAUACGGUUGCUCUUGUUACGGACAAUGCAGUUUAUCAUUGGAGUAUGGAAGGAGAGUCUCAGCCGGUGAAAAUGUUUGAUCGUCAUUCUAGCCUUGCAGGGUGCCAGAUUAUCAAUUAUCGUACUGAUGCAAAGCAAAAGUGGUUACUUCUGACUGGCAUAUCUGCACAGCAAAAUCGUGUGGUAGGAGCUAUGCAGUUAUAUUCUGUAGAUAGGAAAGUGUCUCAGCCCAUUGAAGGACAUGCGGCUAGCUUCGCACAGUUUAAGAUGGAAGGAAAUGCAGAAGAAUCGACGUUAUUUUGUUUUGCAGUACGGGGUCAAGCUGGAGGGAAGCUACAUAUCAUUGAAGUUGGCACACCACCUACAGGGAACCAACCCUUUCCAAAGAAGGCAGUGGAUGUUUUCUUUCCUCCAGAAGCACAAAAUGACUUUCCUGUUGCAAUGCAGAUCAGUGAAAAGCAUGACGUAGUAUUCUUGAUUACUAAGUAUGGUUAUAUCCACCUGUAUGAUCUUGAGACUGGUACCUGCAUCUACAUGAAUAGAAUCAGUGGAGAAACAAUCUUUGUCACUGCACCUCAUGAAGCCACAGCUGGAAUAAUUGGAGUAAACAGAAAGGGACAAGUUCUCUCAGUAUGUGUGGAAGAAGAAAACAUAAUUCCUUAUAUCACCAAUGUCCUACAAAAUCCUGAUUUGGCCCUGAGAAUGGCUGUACGUAACAACUUGGCUGGUGCUGAAGAACUCUUUGCCCGGAAAUUUAAUGCUCUUUUUGCCCAGGGAAAUUACUCAGAGGCAGCAAAGGUGGCUGCUAAUGCACCAAAGGGAAUCCUUCGUACCCCAGACACCAUCCGUCGGUUCCAGAGUGUCCCAGCUCAGCCAGGUCAAACUUCUCCCCUACUUCAGUACUUUGGAAUCCUUUUGGACCAGGGCCAGCUAAACAAAUAUGAAUCCUUAGAACUGUGUAGGCCUGUACUUCAGCAAGGGCGGAAACAGCUUUUGGAGAAAUGGUUAAAAGAAGAUAAGCUGGAAUGCUCUGAAGAACUGGGAGACCUUGUGAAAUCUGUGGACCCUACAUUGGCACUUAGUGUGUACCUAAGGGCUAAUGUGCCAAAUAAAGUCAUUCAGUGCUUUGCAGAAACAGGUCAAGUCCAGAAGAUUGUUUUAUAUGCUAAAAAAGUUGGAUAUACUCCAGACUGGAUCUUUCUGCUGAGAAAUGUUAUGCGAAUCAGUCCAGAUCAGGGGCAGCAGUUUGCUCAAAUGUUAGUUCAGGAUGAAGAACCUCUUGCUGAUAUCACACAGAUUGUCGAUGUGUUUAUGGAAUACAAUCUAAUUCAGCAGUGUACUGCAUUCUUGCUUGAUGCACUGAAGAAUAAUCGCCCAUCUGAAGGUCCUUUACAGACAAGGUUGCUUGAGAUGAACCUUAUGCAUGCACCUCAAGUCGCAGAUGCUAUUCUAGGGAAUCAGAUGUUCACGCAUUAUGACCGGGCUCAUAUCGCUCAGCUGUGUGAGAAGGCGGGCCUCCUGCAGCGUGCUUUAGAACACUUCACUGACUUAUAUGAUAUAAAGCGUGCAGUUGUUCAUACCCAUCUUCUUAACCCUGAGUGGUUAGUGAAUUACUUUGGGUCCUUAUCAGUAGAAGACUCCCUGGAAUGCCUCAGAGCCAUGCUAUCUGCCAAUAUUCGUCAGAAUCUACAGAUCUGUGUGCAAGUGGCUUCUAAGUAUCACGAACAACUGUCCACUCAGUCUCUGAUUGAACUUUUUGAAUCUUUCAAGAGUUUUGAAGGUCUUUUUUAUUUUCUGGGAUCCAUUGUUAACUUUAGUCAGGACCCAGAUGUGCACUUUAAAUAUAUUCAGGCAGCUUGCAAGACAGGGCAGAUCAAAGAAGUAGAAAGAAUCUGCAGAGAAAGCAACUGCUAUGAUCCUGAGCGAGUCAAGAAUUUUCUCAAGGAAGCAAAGCUAACAGAUCAGUUACCACUUAUCAUUGUGUGUGAUCGAUUUGACUUUGUCCAUGAUUUGGUGCUCUAUUUAUAUAGAAAUAAUCUUCAAAAGUAUAUAGAGAUAUAUGUACAGAAGGUGAAUCCAAGUCGACUUCCUGUGGUUAUUGGAGGAUUACUUGAUGUUGAUUGCUCUGAAGAUGUCAUUAAAAACUUGAUUCUUGUUGUAAGAGGUCAAUUCUCUACUGAUGAGCUUGUUGCUGAGGUUGAAAAAAGAAACAGAUUGAAACUGCUUCUGCCUUGGCUGGAGGCUAGAAUUCAUGAGGGCUGUGAAGAGCCUGCUACUCACAAUGCUUUAGCCAAAAUCUACAUAGACAGUAAUAACAACCCAGAGCGAUUUCUUCGGGAAAAUCCUUAUUAUGACAGUCGUGUUGUUGGAAAGUAUUGUGAGAAGAGAGAUCCACAUCUAGCCUGUGUUGCUUAUGAACGUGGCCAGUGUGAUCUGGAACUUAUUAAUGUUUGCAAUGAGAAUUCCCUCUUCAAAAGUCUUUCCCGCUAUCUGGUACGGCGAAAAGAUCCAGAACUGUGGGGUAGUGUGCUGCUGGAAAGCAAUCCUUACAGGAGACCUCUCAUCGAUCAGGUUGUACAGACAGCCUUGUCUGAGACUCAGGACCCUGAAGAAGUGUCAGUAACUGUCAAGGCUUUUAUGACUGCAGACCUUCCUAAUGAACUCAUUGAACUGCUGGAGAAAAUUGUCCUUGAUAACUCUGUAUUCAGUGAACACAGGAAUCUGCAAAACCUCCUCAUCCUCACUGCAAUCAAGGCUGACCGUACCCGUGUUAUGGAAUAUAUUAACCGCCUGGAUAAUUAUGAUGCCCCAGAUAUUGCCAAUAUCGCCAUCAGCAAUGAGCUGUUUGAAGAAGCAUUUGCCAUUUUUCGGAAAUUUGACGUCAAUACUUCAGCAGUGCAGGUCUUGAUCGAACAUAUUGGAAACUUAGAUCGGGCAUAUGAAUUUGCUGAACGCUGCAAUGAACCUGCCGUCUGGAGUCAGCUCGCAAAAGCCCAGCUACAGAAAGGAAUGGUGAAAGAAGCCAUUGAUUCUUACAUCAAAGCAGAUGAUCCUUCAUCCUACAUGGAAGUUGUUCAGGCUGCCAAUACUAGUGGAAACUGGGAAGAACUGGUGAAGUACUUGCAGAUGGCCCGUAAGAAGGCUCGUGAAUCCUAUGUGGAGACAGAAUUGAUAUUUGCACUGGCUAAAACAAACCGCCUUGCAGAGUUAGAAGAGUUCAUCAAUGGGCCAAAUAACGCUCAUAUCCAGCAAGUUGGUGACCGCUGUUAUGAUGAAAAAAUGUAUGAUGCUGCUAAGUUGUUGUACAAUAAUGUUUCCAAUUUUGGACGCUUGGCAUCUACUCUGGUUCACCUGGGUGAAUAUCAGGCAGCUGUUGAUGGAGCUAGGAAAGCUAACAGUACUCGAACAUGGAAAGAGGUCUGCUUUGCCUGUGUAGAUGGGAAAGAGUUCCGUCUCGCUCAAAUGUGUGGGCUUCAUAUUGUAGUACAUGCAGAUGAAUUGGAGGAACUUAUCAACUACUAUCAGGAUCGUGGAUAUUUUGAAGAGCUGAUAACCAUGUUGGAAGCAGCACUGGGACUUGAGCGAGCUCAUAUGGGAAUGUUCACCGAAUUAGCUAUUCUGUAUUCUAAGUUUAAGCCACAGAAAAUGCGGGAGCACCUGGAGCUGUUCUGGUCCAGAGUGAACAUUCCUAAGGUGCUAAGAGCUGCAGAACAAGCUCAUCUUUGGGCAGAAUUGGUGUUUUUGUAUGACAAGUACGAAGAAUAUGAUAAUGCCAUAAUUACCAUGAUGAAUCAUCCGACUGAUGCGUGGAAAGAAGGGCAGUUCAAAGAUAUCAUUACCAAGGUUGCCAAUGUGGAACUAUACUACAGAGCAAUACAAUUCUACUUAGAAUUCAAGCCACUGUUGUUAAAUGAUUUGCUGAUGGUGCUGUCUCCACGGUUGGAUCAUACUCGUGCAGUCAAUUAUUUCAGCAAGGUUAAACAGCUACCACUGGUGAAACCAUAUUUGCGUUCAGUCCAGAACCACAACAACAAAUCUGUGAAUGAAUCACUGAACAACCUCUUUAUUACAGAAGAAGAUUAUCAGGCUCUGCGAACAUCGAUAGAUGCUUAUGACAACUUUGACAAUAUCUCGCUUGCUCAGCGUUUGGAAAAACAUGAACUCAUUGAGUUCAGAAGAAUUGCUGCUUAUCUCUUCAAAGGCAACAAUCGCUGGAAACAGAGUGUGGAGCUGUGCAAGAAAGAUAGCCUGUACAAGGAUGCAAUGCAGUAUGCCUCUGAAUCUAAAGAUACUGAGUUGGCUGAAGAACUCCUACAGUGGUUUUUGCAGGAAGAAAAAAGAGAGUGCUUUGGAGCUUGUCUCUUUACUUGUUAUGAUCUUUUAAGGCCAGAUGUUGUCCUGGAAACUGCAUGGAGGCACAAUAUCAUGGAUUUUGCCAUGCCCUAUUUCAUCCAGGUCAUGAAGGAAUACCUGACAAAGGUUGAUGCAAUAAAGGAAAAGGUGGAUAAAUUAGAUGCUUCAGAAUCACUGAGAAAAGAAGAAGAACAAGCUACAGAGACUCAACCUAUUGUUUAUGGUCAGCCCCAGUUGAUGCUGACAGCAGGACCCAGUGUUGCAGUCCCUCCCCAGGCACCUUUUGGUUAUGGUUAUACUGCACCACCCUAUGGGCAGCCACAGCCUGGCUUUGGGUACAGCAUGUGAGACGGAAAGCUGAUCCUGUAGUCGCCUAUUUUCGUACCGAAACAUCGUCUCUACCCGCUUCUCAGUUUAUAACGGGGGAAAACAGGCACAUGUUCUUGUAACCUUUAUUUCAUGAAGGACUACUUUUUGUUUCUAACUGUAAACUUGGAUCACGUAUGUUAAAAGCUUAUUUCACAUUCCACAUCAUUUUAGAAUUUAUUUUCAAAGGGGAAUAGUUUCAGUGUUUUAUUCACUUGGGCUUUUUUUCUUCCCCCUCAUUCUUUGAAGAAGUGCUUAAUAUUCAAUCUGUUGUGAAGAACCUGAUUUGCACUCCGUAGUGUUUAAAGAAAAAAAAAAACUCUAAUAUUGAAUCUCUUAAAUUUAGUGUAUGUAAACAGCUUACAGUAUGUAUUGUCUAAAUGCAUUUAAAUCUCUUUUAUUCAAAGAAAAGCUAAAGCAGAAAUAUUGGUAUGUGACCAUGCAAGACUGUCAAUGCCAACAAAGACAACACUAAUCAGCAUAUCCUACACUGGACUGCAGUGCUCUCCAAAUUGUUUGAAAAAUGCAUUACAGACAACUUGCCUGACUUUUAAAUGAGCGUAAAAGGCCCUCUAACCUAUGCAGGUUUCCUCAUUACACAUAUAGAAAAUGCUAGUGUGGUUUUGCUCACUUCAUAUGUAACAGGUGCCCUUAUGUUGUGCUGUAUCCUGUGCUUUUUUUGUGGGACCAUUCCAUUCAGGAACAAAGAGCACCAUGAUUCCAAUCUGUGUGUAUUUACUAACCCUUCCCUGAGGUUUGUGUAUGUUGGAUAUUGUGGUGUUUUAGAUCACUGAGUGUACAGAAGAAAGAAUUCAAACAAAAUAUUGCUGUUCUUCAGUUUUGUUUGUGGAAUUUGAAAUUACUCAAAUUUAAAAUAAAUUACUGGACUGUGGAAAUAACAUGUAGAAUGGCAGUUUUACUUAAAUAUCUCUCAAACUUAAACCAAAAGAACCAUUUCAUAUUGGAUACUGAGGCAGUAUAGGAAGGCAUGAGAGCAAAAGUGGAAUGAAGAUUGGGACGUGUGAAAACACUGCAUUACACUGCGUGCACUCCAGUAGUUAAUAAGGUACAUGCAGUUGUCUAAAGAACCAGUCAGUGCUGAAGUGGGCUACACUUCUACUACCUCCAUCAUUUUAACCAAGGGGGCACUUUAGGUGUUUAUCUAAGUAUUUCAUUUAUGAAGAGAUCAUGGAUGUUAAAUUAUAUUGAAGUAAGACUAUACAAGCAUGUAGUUAACAUGCUGUUCUUCAGCAUGAAUUGUAAAGGCCCCCAAAUUGUGGGUAUUUUAAGUUGAUUGCUUUUAAACCAGUGUUUGAAUUCAAGUUUUUUUGCUUAUGGCUGAGAAUGUUACUCUAAGUUCAUUUCACUGUUAAUUCUCAAUAGUUAGAGCCCCCUAACCUAGCUUUGUAUUGUUCUGUAACUCUAGGUCAAGCCAUUGACCAUAAACUCCACAGAAUGUUUUUUUAAAACUUAGAACUCCUGCUUUUCCCCACCUUCACCUCCUCCCAACCCCCCAAUCUUCCUAUAGGAAAUUAUAGUAUUAGUUGAAAAAAUCCCUUUUCCUUCCUUGGCUUGUCAUAGGGAAAACACCUUGCUGCUCAGGUCCUGGGCAUCCUGUUGUUUCUCCUGGAUCUCAGCCCCCUUCCUUCAUCUUUGUCAAAAUCAAGAGAUUUUUCUCUUUUCCCUUCCCAUUUAAUAGAAACAAGUUAAAAUACUUUAGUAAAGGUUUUCUUACAGCAUACUUAAAGAGUUUUGUUUGUUUGUUUUUUGAAGCCUUGUUUUAAUCUGGUGCUAUGUCUGUGAUACUGAGUUGCCCCUUAAAACCAUCCAUAAUGGGCUACAGUAGAAAGGGAAACUGAUGCAGGAUAUAACUUAGGUUCAAAUUGAGAGCAAGCUGAACUUCUGAGCUUGUUCCUUCACCUGUAAGUUAACACUAUGAGUAAUUUUCAGGAUUAUUUGUAGGAGUAUGUUUAAAUUACAAAACACCUAGCUCAAUACUGGGCAGUAGUAAGUGCUGUACAAUAAGAGACAAUGAAUUGGUAAUAAACUGUAAUUUAAGGGAUCUUCCCUAACUUUCCUCUGAAUAGGAUGAUGGUCGAUGGUCUGGGAGAAGGAACUAAAAACAAAACCAAGAGUACUAAGAGUUCUUUACCACUCUCUAAAGGUAACUGAAACAGGAGGGAAGAAGGGGCAAGAGAUUCAUAGGAAACUUUUCAGGAGGUAAACAGUUAUCUGCCUCCCUAGGAAGAACACUUCUUCCUCUUCCUCCCUAGUAUCCAAAUAUAGACAUUAUACCAAAAAAAAAAUCUGAUAAUUGUUGACAGUCAUUUCAACAGACAUUGGUACAAUAGCAAGAGACUGAUGAUCUCCAAGUAGGGCUGCUUUAAUUUUCCAUAAAUUGAUUUAGUCAUGCAGAUAUUCUCACUGUCAUGCAGGGGUCCCCAACACCUGGGGACCUGUUAGGAAUGGGGCCUCACAGCAGGAGGUGAGCAGUGGGUGAGAGAGUGAAGCUUCACCUGUAUUUACAGCCACUCCCCAUUGCUCGCAUUACCACCUGAACUCCACCUCCUGUCAGAUCAGAAGCAGCAUUAGAUUCUCAUAGGAGCAUGAACCCUACUGUGAACUGUGCAUGCAAGGGAUCUAGGUUGCGUGUUCCUUGUGAGAAUCUAAUGCCUGAUGAUCUGAGGUGGAGCUGAGACAGUGAUGCCAGCGCUGGGGAGCGGCUGCAAGUACAGAUUAUCAUUAGCAGAGAGGUUUGACUGCAGACUCUCAUCAAAACCCUAUGAGUGGCAAGUGACAACAAGCUCAGGGCUCCCAGUGAUUCUGCAUUAUAGAGAGCUGUAUAAUUAUUUCAUUAUAUAUUACAAUAUAAUAAUAAAGUGCACAAUAAAUGUAAUGUGUGUGAAUCAUCCCAAAACCACCCCCUGCCCCCACCCCAGUCCGUUUAAAAAUUAUCUUCCAUGAAACCAGUCCCUCGUGCCAAAAAGGUUGGGGACCGCUGCUGUAGCGGUUCUCAAACUUCUUCUUAGGAUCCUUUUUAUACUCAAAUUACUGAAGAUCCCAAAGAGCUCUAGUUUAUGUGGGGUUUUAUCUAUUCAUACUUACUGUAUUUUAGUAGUUAAAACAAUUUUUUUAAACUAUUAACCAUUUAAAUAUGACUAAUAAACUCAUUGAACGUUAACGUAAGCAAUAAUGAAUUAACCAUAUUUCCCCAACCAAAAGUGAAGCAAGAAGAAUGGCAUUGUACUAUUUUUUACAAGUCUCUUUAAAGUUUGUUGUAACAGAAGACUGCUGGACUCUCAUAACUACUUCUGCAUUCAAUCUGUUAUGUUUUGAAGUAUAUGAAGAAAAUCUGGCCUCAUACAGAUAUUUAAUAAGGAAAGGAAGGAGUAUUUUAAUAGCUUUUCCAGAUACUUGUGGUUAGUUGAAAUGUGGACUCUUUUUGUAGUUAUAUCUGCCAAACAUCCAGGUCUGGUUAACUAGAUUUUGUCAGUUCUUGCAAGUAAAAAUGUUUGAUGACAAAAGCAGCUAGUUCAGCUCAGGACUCAGCCACAAGUGUUUUUCCUCAAGAUGACAGUCACACUUCAGUGUGCACCAGAAGCGUUUGAUGUUACAUAAAAUAUAAAAACAAACAGUCAAGGAUCAAAUUUAAUAAUUUUUUACUGCUUCUUCAAGGACAUGAAGUGAAAUUUUUUAAACUAAGUGUAGGGUAGUGAAAACUACAAUGACAACUGGUACAGGUAGGUGCCCCUGCCUUGAUUUGUGAAAGGUGCCAGCAGUAUUACCCACCAUUGCCUUUUUAUCAUCACUGCCAAUGUCAAAACAGUGGAAAAGGAAAAGAAUGUCUUAGUAUUAGGAAAAUUGUUUUGACCCCCUGCAAGUGUCUUAGAGACCCCAAGGGCUCUGCAGAGUAUACUUUGUGAACCAUAAGAUUAUGAACCCUAUAAAAUAAAUAUGAAAGUACAGGUGAGCUAGAAAACAAACAUGAUGUUUCCAUAACUACCAGAAUUUGUGUACUAUUCAUCCUAGUAGAUAUGCCAUGAUUUAUUAAAAUAAUACUUAUAUCAGCCACGGCAGGCCAUCCUGUUGGGAAUGCACUUUUGAACCUAGAACCAUCAGUCUCUGAGGCAAGCCUCAGAAAUUACCGAAGCCAGAAUCAUACAUUUAGGAUUGGGUUCUUUUCAACUCAGUUACAUGCUGUUGCAUCACUUUCCAAUCCAGUAUAAACAUUCUAUUUAGAAACAGUUGCUAUUGUAGCAUCCUUCACAGUUACAAUUUCUUCUGUGCUGUCAGAUGCCAGUGUAAACUAUAAAACUGACAAAAUAGAACCUUUAAGACUGGCUGCAGUAGUCUUUAGUGUUCUGCCCAGACUCCACUGACCUUGGAGCUUGCGGUUGUGCUAUAUUACUGCCUACGUUGAAGUUAACUGCUAACUAAUGCUAAUUGCUGAAGUUAACCAUGGAGAGCUGCAGUCACUUAACAUGUGCCUGUUACCAAAAUUCUCCCUGACAUCAUCAUAGUUCUUAGGGAUAUACUGAAACUAGAAAUCCUGUCAGGAUCCCUUUUUGCAAAAAAGCAGUCAGGAAGCUAUGUGGCUCUUGGGAGCUGGAACCUUCAUAUUCUGGGCAGCUGGUAUAACGUAAUUAUUGGAAUUAUGUCAUGCUAAGUGUAUAACGAUCAAAAGGGAAAUAAGGUGCCCUUAAAUAAUUGUCCAGUUCUUAAGUUCUAGGUAAAGAAAUAGUGGGAUGUUGGGCUAAGCUACAUUCACUUUACAAUUACCAUAAAUUCCUACGUGGGCCCAUUAUCACCUUCAAGGUCCAUAUAAGUCACUUCGCAAGUUUCAAUGCCUUCAUUGUUAGGAAAGGGGGGAACUAAGGAGAUGUAGGACCACUGCUGAGAAACUUUAGCCAGUGUGGGUUAGGGAGUGAACAUGAAACACAGCACGGGUGGGUUAUAUCAGUGCUAUAAAACCUCAGCUUUAAGACAAAGUUAGAUUUUAAACCCAUGAUCUAUUAAUAAUAUAGGCAGUCAUACAAAAACUGAAGGCAGGAAAAACAAACUACAGUUUGCACCUAAUGGUAGUACCCCUGACCCCUGAUCCUCCAAGGUGGGUAAUAGAAGAGCUAUUAACACACAAAGGGACCAAACCACACAUAGGAAAUGCUGUUUCCCACCUCGUAAUCAAUUUUAUUGUGACCUUUGCCUCUCAUCUUAAAUAUUUCUUGUUUCAGCACCCAUCUCUUGAACCACCAGGACUAUUUAUUAACCAAACUUUUUUUUUUUUUUCAGCGCAAGAUAACUGUGUAACCAGGCCAAGUACAUGAUAGAAGAACACAGGAAUGGAUUUUCAUCUCAAGAAUACAUAAGUUGGGGGAAGAAACUCAGCUUUUAUUGUUAGAAUUUGACAGUUUCAACCCCUUGUGGUGGUGGGAUGACCAUCAUCAUACAAUAUUCCACCUAGUAAAGUUUUAGGUGGCCAGUGACCUUAUCAAUUAGGUCUACUGGUCCUGGCCCAAUUCCUAGAACAGUUCGAGAGCCUGGUGCAAUCUGAGUACGUCCUGCAUCUUCGAUUAAACUUACAGUCAGUCCCAGAAUUUCUGCAUGGGUCAAUAAUUCAACUAGAGUUUUUUCAUCAGGAGCUCUGACCACCACUUUGGGCUGGCCACAGUUUUCCCAUUGUUUGAGUAAUUCAGGGUUUCUCCUUCGAAUUUGCUUGUAGGCAGAAACAGCAGCAUGAGAGCACUGGGCAGCCACUUUCCCUUUUCCCAUCUUUAAGUCACUUCGAACCACAAGGAUCAUUUUGUACUCCCCACCCUCUCCUAAGAUGCUUGCUUCUGUUCUGGUGUCAGUGUCUGUCUCGCUCACUGAGCUCUUGGGGAUCAUUCUAAAGCGUUCUCGGAGUCUCCAGCCCAGGCACAUGCCACAAGCAAUGCCGGCAGCCAUGCUGAGUGCACCAGGAUUAGUCAAAUAUUCCAUAACCAAGGGUUUGGAGAGCAUCU